CCUCUUUUAGACGUCAAUCUGACCCAAAUUAAAAAAAACAGUAAACAGAAUGAAAUUAAUGUUAAAAAUAUAAAAAUUGAAAUAAAAUAACAAAAAUGGAAUUAUUUCGUUCGGAACUCUAUUACAUUUUCGUUAGAAAUGAGUCAAGUUUGUGGUGGAACAGAUUAUCGGGGGCUUUUUCUGUGCGAUCAGCCUGGGACAUGUCUGACAUAGAAGAUAUAGAAUGCCUCGGUAUAACUGAAGGUAUUAUUGGAAAGGUCGAGCAUUCCAAUAUAUUCGAACCCCGUUUAAUGAUAAUCAAAGAAAGUGCUCCCGUCGGCAACAUAUACUUUCAUCACACCAUUCAUAAAGUAAAAUCAAUAUGCUUUUUAAAUAUGGGCAUAGCAAACCAAGAACUUGAACUGUGUCCUUGCACUAAACAUGGCUCUUCCACAUCUGUGCUGAGUUCUAAUAAAAAAAUAGGCAGUCGUCUGUUUGAAAAUUCUGCAUUUUUGAAUAAAACUGUUGGAGCUGUGAAGAAUGUAAGCAACACUAUUAAAACAACUACACAGCAAGCAGCUACACAGGUGAAACAAACAGUAAAAAAGCAAAGAGAUCCUAAAGUGGCAGAACGUUUUGAGAAGCGGCUCACGGAUGAAUUGCAUAAAAUCUUUGAUGAUUCGCACAACUUUUAUUAUUCGAGAACAUUGGACUUGACAAACAGCCUCCAAAGACAAUAUGAAAUAGAAAAGAUGUUGGAAACUGAAGAAGGUACCGGACGACCGGUCACAGACAUAACGAGAUGGUGGAAACAUGUUGAUGAUAGAUUCUUCUGGAAUAAACAUAUGUUGAAAGAUAUUAUUGCACUUGGGAGUCCAGAUUGUGAUCAGUGGAUAUUGCCAAUAAUUCAAGGAUUCGUACAUCUGUCUCAAAUAGCCGUGGAUCCAGCUGAUUCUAACCCAUUGAACACGGAAUCUCUCACAAACACGAGCACAUGCGAUGAAACAUUUACUCUUGGUUUAAUAUCCAGACGGUCAAGAUAUCAAGCUGGGACUCGUUACAAUCGACGUGGUAUCGAACAAAGCGGAAAAGUGGCUAAUUAUGUUGAAACAGAGCAAAUUGUGUCGAUAAUUUGUUCGGAUAGCAUCCACAGGGCUUCAUUUGUACAGGUACGAGGUUCGGUUCCUAUCUUCUGGAGCCAGCCUGAAUACAAGUUUCGUCCGCCACCACGACUUGAUAAAACCGAAGAGGAGUCCCAUGCCGCCUUCAAGAAGCAUUUCGAAGAACAACUGAACACUUACAAGCAAGUGUGCAUAGUGAACUUAGUCGAGCAGCAGGGCAGAGAACGCGUGAUAUGGGAGGCGUACGGCAACCACGUCCUCAAAUACGACAACCCUAAUCUCAUAUAUGCGACUUUUGACUUCCACGAGUACUGCCGCGGUAUGCACUACGAAAACGUGAGCAUCCUCAUCAACGCAAUAGCGGACAUAAUAACCGACAUGCGUUUCUGUUGGCGUGACGACCGCGGCGUUAUAUGCACGCAGAACGGCGUCUUCAGAGUCAACUGCAUCGACUGUCUGGAUAGAACGAACGUCGUACAAACUGCUAUCGCUAAAUACGUGUUGGAGUUGCAACUGUGCCGGCUGGGGUUGGGCACGCCUGGCUGUGGUCUGCCGCCGCCGCUUCAGAGGGCGUUCCUCACCAUGUGGGCGGACAACGGCGAUGUCGUGUCGAGGCAAUACGCCGGAACGAAGGCCCUCAAGGGGGACUACACACGUACAGGCGAACGAAAGAUCACGGGAAUGAUGAAGGACGGCGUUGCAUCAGCAAAUCGAUAUUAUUUGUCAACGUUCAAGGAUGCGCUGCGUCAAGUGGCCAUAGACGUAAUGACGGGCGAAUCGAAAACGAUACCGGAACAACUGAUCGUGCCGGACUGCAGCCGAUGCACUUCCGUUAAGGAUCAAGCUGCCCCGGACACCGCUGCGAUGGCGCAACACGUCAAGUCCCUAAUCGACGACUGCAAGAAGAUGUUGGUCGAUACAGAACCGAUACUUGGAUCGUGGGGUCUGAUCGACGCGGAUCCACACACGGGCGAUCCCCACGAAACGGAAAUGGACAGCGUAUUACUUCUGACUAGUGAAGCCUACUACGUGGCGGACUACGACGAGACGUCGGACAGGCUGCUGUCCGUGCAGAGGGUGCCGCUGCGUGACGUCAUCUCCAUAGAACUAGGAACGUUCGACGCCAGUUCUACUAUUUUCGGCGUCGGUCGCAAGUCGAAUUCGGAGACGGUAUACUGCAUGCGCAUCAAUUACAGUUACAACGGCGAAACUGGAUACUUCCACAUGUUCAGGUCGACCUCGCUUCGAUUCUUCAACAACAUGGCGGUCGCAAUCAACACCAGAGACGAGAUGAUAGAAUCGCUGCACUCCAUAUGCGAAUCCAUGGUGGUGGCCCGUGAGGUCGCCAAGCUGCCGCCGAUACCCUUCCACGAUGGCAUCAAAUUGGAAAAGAGGAAAUCGAAGGUACAUCCGAAUCACACUCAAGCCGGGGGAGCCCGGGCGUCUCAUUACCUGGACCUCUCUCGUCUGCCGACCCUCACCAGGAACGUCAGCGAGACGCAACUGGUGGCCGACAUUCGGAGCGUCGGAUCGAAGGCGUUCAACAACAUGACAGAGCAAUUCAGCAAACUAAACAAGCUCAGUCACUCUCUGAACGCCAGAGCUAGACCGAGCCUCCAGCUAAAGUUCGACCAGAACACGACGAAAACGAAAAAAUUAUUCACGUUAGGUCAAAACAAAAGCGACAACAAGAAGAAGGGCAGCCUAUCGGACGGCAUGAGCUCCGAUUACUCGUCGGACGAUGAAAACCGGACCAACAUAUUCGAGCCGACCCUCGACAAUUUCGAGAACACGCAGCACUACAUCGGGAAACCGAACAGUUCGGGAAACGAAAACGACUGCGAACUCAUCGAGAAUCCACUGUAUUCGUCGAAAAUCGAACCGAACGACAACCAAGAAGUCUUCGUCGCGAAUGAAACACCGCCCGCCGUCAACUUGCCGAAAACGCCGACUAAUAUCGGCAAAGUAAACCCGUUCAAUUCGGAGAGGGCGCCCGAAAUACAAAUCGAGACGGAAGGUUCCGGAAAACCGGCACCACCGAACUCUCUGAUGCUCUCGCAGAAGCUGUCCCACAGCUCGAACGAUGUCAAUUAUGGGGAGAGCGAUGGGGUCAAUUACCACGUGAGGUCGAACUCCCAGCACGAGAUCGUGCUGAACAUCGCAUCAUCCCACAGCGAGUCCGCUUUGAGGCACCUCAACUAUAUCUCCAGUCCAGUUUCCAGCACCAGCACGACCAAAGACCUGGUGCUUUCGCCCUUAACGAAGCUGGCUAAAGGAGUACAAAAUCUUGGUGCUAAUUUAGAUCCGAGGAAGAUAAAGGGUUCAGCGGCAGUUAAGCAUGUAACGGAACAACAGUAUGUCGAACAUAGGAAGUUGCAGGAGAAAUGGCGCGACUGUAACACCAGACUCGUUGCGUUGUAACGAUAAUAAUUAAUUAAGCUUUUUUUUUGACAUAUUAUAAUUUUUUUUUUUUCGUUUAUUACGUACGCGCUCCGAGCGGAAACGUUGCGUGGAAAGUGAAUAUCGAUUUGACUAAUUUAUUUGAAAUUUGGUGUUUUUUUUAUAUAAUAAUGACUUUACAUUCCCAAUACUCUUAUAUACAUUUAUGAACGUAUUACGACAUCUUAAAUGUUCUGUGUGAAAAUCGAUAAUUCCAGAACGUAUUUUAAUUCAUCUCGUAUUAAUUAUAGACAAAUAAAUGUGUGAUUGAUUGGAACUAUGUAUAUAGAAAAACGAUAUUUAUUUUCAUUUUAAAGAUCGUUUAUAUUUAUGAGGCUAAUUCUAUCUCAGGAACUAUUUAAUUUUACUUUUGCCACAAUACUUGGUGUCUGCUAUUAAUAUGAAGUUAAAUUAAAAUUAAUGUAAUGAAAAUAAUAAAUAGUUCCAUUAGUGAAUGAAUGAUUGAAUGAGUGAAUGGAUGAAUGAAGGAAUGAAUGGUGUAAUGAACAUGACAUGAACAGACACGUUUAGUGUAUCAGUCGAAUACUAUUUUUAUGUUUUAAUGGGUUCGUUUUAAGACGUCUCCGCUCGAUGCGUUUGCAUGC
Messenger RNA from Bombyx mandarina (wild silkworm), 4144 nucleotides. RefSeq names its product phosphatidylinositide phosphatase spermathreecae (gene sp3). The record is from RefSeq and is a predicted model, not a curated record. NCBI's taxonomy places the organism in Eukaryota, Metazoa, Arthropoda, Insecta, Lepidoptera, Bombycidae.